This is a messenger RNA of Sinocyclocheilus rhinocerous, 4243 nucleotides long. RefSeq names its product pitrilysin metallopeptidase 1 (gene pitrm1). Gene Ontology annotation, biological process: protein processing. Gene Ontology annotation, cellular component: mitochondrial matrix. NCBI's taxonomy places the organism in Eukaryota, Metazoa, Chordata, Actinopteri, Cypriniformes, Cyprinidae. Gene Ontology annotation, molecular function: metal ion binding; metalloendopeptidase activity. The record is from RefSeq and is a predicted model, not a curated record. The coding region runs from base 198 to 3284 and encodes 1028 amino acids. The transcript is spliced from 28 exons.
UGAAAAGCAUCGUUGUUUGCUGUUGUGGUCACGUCUAGUGCGCAUGCGCCGUUUACAGCAUGAUGGGGCAUGGAAGGGCAGAGCUUUAAUCAUAACGGAAACAUGAAUCUAGCAACACACAUAUAAUGUGUUUUAACUUUUAAAUUGGUACGGCAGUCACAGUAAUUAUUAGAGACAGUAGAUUUAAGCAUCUAGAAAUGUUUCGUCAUAGCAAGGGAUUCAUUACGAAACUCAAGAAUUUGAGUUUCCAGAGCUCAUGGAGGUCGAGAGGCAGCUCUGCUGUAGAGAGAGCACUGCAGUACACAGUGGGACAGAAGAUCCAGGGGUUCACUGUUAAACAGGUAACAGCAGUGCCAGAUUUGUUCCUAACAGCCGUUAAACUCUCCCAUGAUGCCACAGGAGCUCAGUAUCUGCAUGCAGCCCGAGACGAUUCCAACAACCUCUUUAGUGUGCAGUUUCGUACCACGCCGAUGGACAGCACUGGUGUUCCUCACAUUCUGGAGCACACCGUUCUGUGUGGAUCCCAGCGCUUCCCCUGUAGAGACCCCUUCUUUAAGAUGCUCAAUCGCUCGCUCUCCACCUUCAUGAAUGCCUUCACAGCGAGUGAUUACACGAUGUACCCGUUCUCCACCCAGAAUGCCAAAGACUUCCAGAACCUUCUGUCAGUCUAUCUGGACGCUGUCUUCUUCCCGUGUCUCAGAGAACUAGACUUCUGGCAGGAGGGCUGGAGGCUGGAGCACGAGACCCCCACAGACCCCUCGAGUCGUCUGGUGUUCAAGGGUGUGGUGUUCAAUGAGAUGAAAGGAGUAUUUUCAGAUAAUGAGCGUCUGUACGCUCAGCACCUGCAGAAUAAACUCCUGCCGGAUCACACAUACUCUGUUGUGUCCGGAGGGGAACCGCUAGCCAUUCCUGACCUGACCUGGGAACAGCUCAAACACUUCCACGCCACACACUACCACCCCAGCAAUGCACGGUUCUUCACAUACGGGGACUUACCGCUGGAGCAGCACCUGCAGCAGAUAGAAGAAGAGGCUCUGUCUAAAUUCGAGAGAACAGAACCAAACACUGCAGUUCCACCUCAGACACACUGGGACAAACCUAGAUUGGAUCAUGUGACUUGCAGGCCUGACGCACUUGCUCCUGAUCCCAUGAAACAAAACACGCUCUGCAUGAGCUAUCUGCUGGGAGACAUCACAGACACAUUUGAGGCGUUCAUUCUGAGCCUCCUCUCCUCUCUGAUGAUCUCUGGUCCAAACUCUCCCUUCUACAAAGCCCUGAUCGAGCCCGAAAUCGGUUCUGACUUCUCCUCUUCAGUGGGGUUUGACGGCAGCACUAGACAAGCGUCUUUCACCAUCGGUCUUCAGGGCAUGGCAGAGGACGACACUGAGACGGUCAAACACAUCAUUGCUCAAAGCAUCGAUGACAUCAUUGCAACCGGUUUUGAAGAGGAGCAGAUUGAAGCUCUGCUGCAUAAAAUCGAGAUUCAGAUGAAACAUCAGUCCACCAGCUUUGGUCUAGCUCUCGCUUCAUAUAUUGCAUCCUGUUGGAAUCAUGACGGUGAUCCAGUGCAGCUGUUGAAGAUCAGUCAGAAUGUGUCCAGAUUCCGGCAGUGUUUGAAGGAGAACCCUCGCUACCUCCAGGACAAAGUCCAGCACUAUUUUAAGGAUAACACCCAUCGACUGACCCUUACCAUGAGUCCUGAUGAGAGCUUCUUGGAGAAACAGGCUGAAGCUGAGGAACAGAAGCUCCAUCAGAAGAUACAGAACCUUAGCGAUGCAGACCACAAAGACAUCUAUGAGAAAGGUUUGCAGCUGUUGGCCGCUCAGAGCACGGCUCAAGAUGCUUCCUGUCUACCUGCAUUAAAGGUGUCCGACAUCGAGCCGAUCAUUCCCUACACACCUGUACAGCUGGGAACUGCAGGCGGUGUACCUGUACAGUACUGUGAGCAGCCCACCAACGGCAUGGUGUAUUUCAGAGCCAUGUGCAACCUCAACUCCCUCCCUGAAGACCUGAAGAUCUACGUUCCUCUGAUCUGCAGCGUCAUUACAAAGUAUGAAACAUUUGUGACGCCUGAGACUUUUGCACACUUCUGUGUAUAUAGUGUGUGUGUGUAUAUAUAUAUAUAUAUGAUGUCUGUAUCUCCACAGAUCAUACCGGACACUGAUGACCUUGAUCUGUAUGAGCAGGGUAUUAUCCUGUCAUCUUCCUGUCUGGAGAGGAAUCUGCCUGACAUGUUUCAGCUGUGGAGUGACAUUUUCAACAGCCCUCGUUUUGAUGACGAGCAGCGUCUGCGUGUGCUGGUCAUGAUGUCAGCUCAGGAACUGUCCAAUGGCAUCUCGUACUCCGGUCACAUGUACGCGAUGACGCGUGCGGCUCGAAGCCUCACUCCCACAGCAGACCUGCAGGAGGCCUUCAGCGGGAUGGACCAGGUGAAGUUUAUGAAAAGAAUAGCUGAGAUGACUGAUCUGACUUCAGUUUUGAGGAAACUUCCCCGGAUAAAGAGACACCUGUUGAAUCCUGAGAACAUGAGGUGUGCAGUGAACGCCACGCCGCAGAAAAUGUCAGAAGCAGCUGGAGAGGUGGAGAGGUUUAUAGGUAAUAUAGCAGCCAACAGGAAGGAGCGCAAACCUGUCAGACCAACCGUUGUGGAGAGAGCACUAGAUCCUCAAGCUGGAUCAUCUGCGAGUCGGAAACUUAUCUCAGAGCCUCAUUUUAAACCCUGUCAGAUGAAGACGUAUUUCCAGCUUCCGUUUAAUGUGAACUUUGUCAGCGAGUGUGUGCGGGCCGUCCCGUUCACACACGCCGAUUACGCCAGUCUGUGUAUUUUAGCAAGGAUGAUGACUGCCAAGUUCCUGCAUGGAGAGAUCAGAGAAAAGGGUGGGGCUUAUGGAGGCGGAGCUAGAAUGGGAGGAGGCGGCCUGUUCUCAUUUUAUUCCUAUAGAGAUCCGAACUCCACCCAGACGUUGUCGGCUUUCCGUGGCGGAGUAGAGUGGGCGCGAGCGGGAAAGUUUACCCAGCAGGACAUCGAUGAGGCCAAGCUCUCAGUUUUCUCAGCCGUUGAUGCACCGGUCGCCCCCUCAGAUAAGGGUUUGGGGCGUUUUUUAAACGGCAUUACAGAUGAGAUGAAACAAAGAUACAGAGAGAGACUGUUCGCUGUGACUGAUAAAAACCUCAUUGACGUCGCUGGCAGAUAUCUUGGUGUCGGUCAGCAGACAUGUGGAGUGGCUAUUCUUGGCCCGGAAAAUGAAAGCAUCAGAAAAGACCCAUCCUGGGUGGUCAAAUAGACUUUUUACCUCUCUUCUUAUUAGUAGGAUUGUGAAAGACACGCACACACUCCUGGAUCACGCACAAAUCAAGUCUUGUUCCGUUAGAAGAAUGUGUUUUCUUCCUUACAGGAGUCAUUAUGAGCAACAGAGGUGCUUAAAGAACCUGAAUUAAAGUUCUCUAAGACUACUUUUGUUUACACAACACGUUGUUGAUGGACUCCAUCUUUUUAUAACAACGUCGAAAAACGCUCAUAUGAUUCUGCAGUGUUGUAAUUUGAGUGAGAUUUAUAAGUUAGAAAUUAUUUAUGAGAUGUGUAGAAUUAUAAUAAACGUGACCAUGUUUAACUAGAAUGAUUUUUUUUUAAACUUGACUUUUUUUUUUGGACACUGACAUUUUUGUCCUCUAAUGACCGCAGAGUAACUUUUUAAAAUUGAUGUACAAGGGUUAAUAAUGAAACAAACCACACCAAUUACAUUCUAAAGGGAGUUUAUGCAGCAUUGUUAGCGUAUACGCACACGUACAUCAUAACAAACACACACUAACACGUCUGCUUUGGUACAAAGUGCCUGCACUAACAAACACCACAGAAUAGCAGCUUGGAAGACCCCUUCAGACUCCAAUCAACUAAAACAAGGUGCAGUUGUGAAAUAACAUCACUAUAGGCCAGUGAAGCAUUCAUACAGAUAGCUCCAUAUUCAAUGAAAAUAAGCUCUAUUAGAAUAAAUAUGGAAAUCUUGCAUAUUCACAAAAUAUACCACUUGGCCCCAUUUAAAAUGGAUGAUCAGCUAAUCGCUUGAGCGUAUGGAUUGUCAAUCACAACACACUGAGCUACUAUAUUGAAGGAUCUCGUGGCUGUACGUCUAUGGUUACAGUUUAAUGUGAACUGCUUUACAUAUACUGUAUAUGAUUAGGUGUUCAGGUCAAGAAUAUGGAAUCACAGGUCUUCACCUAUAAUAAAUACAUUUUUACUUGCAAG